GGGCUGUUCAUUUGUUCUCCAGAAGCAUUCCCAGCAGGUCAAGCAAGCAAAGCAAUUCGACGUUUACUACGAAAACGAUGUCUUUCAUGACCUUUUUGCUGAUGUUCGCCACAAUGACGAAAUUUGCCAGCGCUAGUAUAAUCGGAGCAGAAUUUCAACUGCAGUGUUCGAUUGACCUUGCACAUCGAUUCAAAGCUCAUGUCUACCUGUUAGAAGAGGGUACAAUGCCUGAGAUUGUGCUCAGUGAAGCGAUGAAGGAAGCGCGCUGGGAUUCACCAUCGCACCUAAGUUUUGAGCUAUUCAGCGACGAUUUGCAUGGCAGAAAAAGCGAAUCUUUAGAGCCAUACGUUCUUGUAGAGCACAACUGCGAAAAAAAGCAAAAAGGACUCCGAACUAUAUUGAGAGUUUUGGAGGUAGGAGACUUUCCAGCAGAACAUGAGAGGCCAUUUACAAGAAAUUUGGGGAAUAUAUCUCUACCAUGAGUUUGUGAAUCAGUGCUUGUCACUGUUGCAUUGAAUAAAGCUGAGAAAGC
Cylicocyclus nassatus is the source of this 532-nucleotide messenger RNA. The record is from the annotation of a GenBank genome assembly. Lineage: Eukaryota; Metazoa; Nematoda; Chromadorea; Rhabditida; Strongylidae.